This is a messenger RNA of Meloidogyne enterolobii, 347 nucleotides long. NCBI's taxonomy places the organism in Eukaryota, Metazoa, Nematoda, Chromadorea, Rhabditida, Meloidogynidae. The record is from the annotation of a GenBank genome assembly.
UUGAAAUGAAUGGUGGUAUUUUCAUAGGACAAAUGUUUAAGUCAAGCUGUACCCAUUUAAUAACUGCCAAUGAUUCUGGAGAAAAGUUUCGUCGAGCAAAAGAUUGGAAAACUAUUUACAUUGUCACUGUUGAAUGGCUUAGAAAAUCAAUUGAACAUGUAUAUACUUGGUUAAAUUAUAAAUAUUUAAUAUUAUUUUAAGAAAUUCCGUCUUGAUGAGCUUGAAUUUUCUUUUGAACCGAAAAGUGAAGUUGAAAAUUCUCCCCUUGCUAUCAAAAAGCAGUCACCAAAUUAUGAAAACAUUGAACCCAAAAACAAGGAACUUUUUGAAACAGAAGACAAUCAUUU